This is a messenger RNA of Alternaria burnsii, 3171 nucleotides long. Its product is annotated as mrna 3-end-processing protein rna-14. Gene Ontology annotation, biological process: mRNA 3'-end processing. Gene Ontology annotation, cellular component: nucleus. Gene Ontology annotation, molecular function: mRNA binding; protein binding. The transcript is spliced from 4 exons. NCBI's taxonomy places the organism in Eukaryota, Fungi, Ascomycota, Dothideomycetes, Pleosporales, Pleosporaceae. The record is from RefSeq and is a predicted model, not a curated record. The coding region runs from base 1 to 3171 and encodes 1056 amino acids.
AUGGCGGACGACGCUGAGCUCGCCUUCCUCGAAGCGCAAAAGGACGAAUACGACCCUUCCGCCGGUUACAGCAUGAACGACGCCCCUUCCGGACAGGACGAGUACGACCCUGCCGCUACAUACUCACCACACUCGUACCAGUCGGCAUCGAUGCCGCCCGAGUCUGGCGCAAACUCACCACCGGCCGCCGGUACCGAGGGCGAGAAUGGGCUGCAGCCCCAGCCUACUCAGACGUCUGCAGAAGACUCCGCAGCGCCGCAGUCCAAGCGACCGCGAACUGUGGGUGGUUUUGUCGACGAGAGCGAGGACGAGGAAGAGGAGCCCGCUGUGCAACCAGAAGAGGCGAAUGCUACACUGAAUGCUACUGGAGCUUCAGAGACUCCCCAGCCAUCUUUUACAAACUCUCCAAAAAAUACCAUUCCCAACCCAGAUGUACAGUUACAUAGUGCACAAGAUCAGGCUCCCGCAUCUAUCUCUGCUUCUGUCGCUGUCAAUGAGCCUGCUCCCUCUAUUGCUUCUCUUCCUAACGGCAGUACGCCUGUUGCAGACGCUACUAAGCCAGGUGCUCCAGACGUCAUGACUGUUGCUUCAGCUCGCCCAUCAGUGGCUCCAGCUACUCCAGCUCCUAUGUCUGCUUCUCUGCCAAAGGCUCGUCUUCCUCAGGACCGAGUGGGUAUUCUUGAAGAUCGCAUUGCUGAAGAUCCACGUGGUGACAUCGAAGCGUGGUUGAGUCUAAUUGAGGAGCACCGCAGGCGACACAAGCACGACGAUGCACGAGCUGUCUUUGAGCGUUUCCUCAAGGUUUUUCCUUCAUCAGGCGAGCAAUGGGUCGAGUACAUUGCCUUUGAGACCGAGCUUGAUGAACUGCCAAGGGUGGAGCAGCUCUUUGGUCGCUCCAUUCCCUCAGCCCAGUAUCUCGGCAUCUACUCUGCUUACAUCGACUUCAUCCGCCGUCGCUUCAACCUCACCACUGAUCAGAAUGGCCAGAAUCGUCAGACCGUCACGCAAGCUUACGAGUUCGUGCUCAACUCCGUCGGUCUAGAUGUUCAUGCUGGCAAGCUUUGGCUUGACUACAUCGAGAUGCUGAAGACUGGUCCAGGUGUCCUUGGUGGCAGCAGCUGGCAGGACAUGCAGAAGAUGGAUACCCUGCGUAAGGUAUACCAGCGCGCCGUCUCAGUACCACACAAUGCUACCCUAGAAAUUUGGCGGGAAUACGACAAGUUCGAAAUGAGCGUGAACAAGGUUUCGGGUCGCAAACAACUCCAAGAGACGUCACCUUCCUACAUGACUGCACGCAGCGCGAUCAACGUCCUAGACAACAACAUCACGAGGGGCGUGAACCGAACCACCUUACCCAAACUUCCACCCGCUGCUGGCUUCGAUGGUUACGAGGAGUACAUGAAUCAAGUGAAGCUAUGGCACAACUGGAUUCAGUGGGAGAAGAGUGACCCACUCGAGUGCGCGACCGACAAUCGGGAGCUAUACAACAAGCGUGUUCUUCACUUGUACAAGAAUGCCCUCAUGGCCCUCCGCUUCUGGCCGGAACUCUGGUACGAAGCAGCCGAGUGGUGCUACGAGAACAACCUGCAGGCUGAAGGCGACAAAUUCCUCAACGACGGCAUUGACGCGAACCCUGAGAGUUGUCUCCUAGCUUUUAAGAAGGCCAACCAGGUCGAGCAACGCACCGACUUCGAAGACGGUCAGGCGGGCAUCGUUGCCAAGGGCAGGGCGGUACGGGAGCCAUACCAAAGGCUUCUAGACAGCAUCUACGAUCUGACAGCGCAAGUCAAGAAGCGAGAGGAGCAUUCCAUCUCCCGCGCGAAAGAGCAGUUCGAGGCACAGAAGGCUGCAGACGACGCCGCUCGCGCAAUCGCACAGCAAAACGAAGACGCUGACGACGAAGACGAGGUUGUGCAGCAGCGACGCUUGAAAGAAAAGGAGGACGCCUUCAACCUUCAACUCCAGGCUAUGUCUGCCGGGUACAAUGCGCAAACACAAAACCUCAAGAAGACACUCACGUACGCGUGGAUAGCUCUGAUGCGGGCUAUGCGCCGUGUUCAAGGUAAGGGAGAUCCUAGAGGCGAGGUUGGUGGCUUCCGUGGUAUUUUCACAGAGGCUCGUAAGAAGGGCAAGCUGCUCAGUGAAGCCUACGUCGCCAGUGCGCUCAUCGAGCACCAUUGCUAUCAGGAACCGGCUGCACAGAAGAUCUUUGAGCGGGGCAUGAAGCUAUUCCCAGAGGAUGAGCAAUUCGCAUUGGAGUACAUCAAGCACCUCAUCAAGCUCAAUGAUUCUACUAAUGCUCGUGCCGUCUUCGAGACCGUCGUUGGCAAGCUCACGGCUAAGCCCGAGACCGUUCAUAGGGCAAAGUCGCUCUUCGCCUUCUUCCACGACUACGAAGCCCAGUUUGGGGAGCUGGCUCAGAUCACAAAACUCGAACAGCGCAUGACGACUCUCUUUCCCGAAGAUCCUCACCUGCACCGCUUCUCGCAGCGCUUCGCGAGCUCGACCUUUGACCCCAUCUCCGUUCGCCAUAUAAUCUCGCCUCGCACACAAAUGAAGCCAGUCAUGCCUUCGGUCAUGCCUUCUAUUGAGGAGCAGCAGCAGCAGCAGCAGCCGCAACAACAACAGCCGAUGCCUGCGAUACCGCCACAAAUUGUAGCCGAGCAACAGCGCCUUCAAUCUCCCGGCAUUGCAAACUCCCCACAUCUUGGAAACCUGGCCCCUGUUACGAACUCACCGAAGCGCCCUCUAGACGAUGCGGACGACGUUGCACAGCCUCGUAAGCUUGCUCGCGGCGAGUCACCUCUCAAGGGUGCGGCAGGUCGCCGUCUCGAUGCUGCACGCCGCAACUUAGCCACGACCGGUGCCACACCAGUUGGUCAGGCUCCAGGUCCGCCACCUCUGCCUCGUGGAGUCAAUUUCCUCCUUGGCAUCAUUCCUCCUGCACACACAUACAAGGAGACGCGCUUCAAGGCUGACGGCUUGGUCGCUCUGUUGCGUGACGUCGCUGCCAUCCCUGUUCCUCCUGGCCAAGGACCGCCACAGCCGCAGCGUUGGGGUACUACACCUACAACGGCACAACAGCUACAGAGCAUACAGGAGAAGUACGGCAACGGCGGACACAUGCCGAUGCACCCGGCGAUGGCUGGGACAAAUGGUUGGGGCCAAUAG